Molecule: messenger RNA, 4504 nt
Organism: Calidris pugnax (ruff)
Lineage: Eukaryota; Metazoa; Chordata; Aves; Charadriiformes; Scolopacidae
Gene: OXSR1
Product: oxidative stress responsive 1
Exons: 18
Coding region: 206-1810 (534 amino acids)
Biological process (GO): protein phosphorylation
Molecular function (GO): protein serine/threonine kinase activity; ATP binding
Source: RefSeq, a predicted model, not a curated record
GUAGCGGCGGAGGCGGCGGCCGGGUCGCGGGUGCCGCUGCCCGGCGGGGGAGAGAGGCUCGGCUGGGGGGGUCGGGGCGGCCGGGCCGUUAGGAGCAGGAGCAGUAGCAGUAGCAGUAGCCCCUCGUCUCGGUUCUCCGUUCCCUCGCUCCUGCGUGGCGCUCCCCCUCGCGGCGCCUGAGGGAGGGAGGGCGGCGGGCGCGGCCAUGGCCGAGGACCCCAGCGCGCUGCCCUGGUCCAUCAACAAGGAUGACUACGAGCUGCAGGAGGUUAUCGGGAGCGGAGCGACUGCGGUGGUGCAGGCUGCCUUCUGCGCUCCGAAGAAGGAGAAGGUGGCAAUUAAAAGGAUCAAUCUUGAGAAGUGUCAGACGAGCAUGGAUGAACUCUUGAAAGAAAUUCAAGCCAUGAGUCAGUGCCAUCACCCCAACAUUGUAUCUUACUACACAUCCUUCGUGGUGAAAGAUGAGCUUUGGCUGGUGAUGAAGUUACUUAGUGGAGGCUCCGUUCUGGAUAUUAUAAAGCACAUUGUGGCCAAAGGAGAACACAAGACUGGUGUCCUGGAUGAACCCUGUAUAGCCACGAUCCUUAAGGAGGUGCUGGAGGGGCUGGACUACCUGCAUAAAAAUGGACAAAUCCACAGGGAUGUGAAAGCAGGAAAUAUUCUUCUUGGAGAAGAUGGCUCAGUGCAAAUUGCAGACUUUGGCGUCAGCGCCUUUCUGGCCACUGGUGGUGACAUCACGAGAAAUAAAGUCAGGAAAACUUUUGUGGGCACACCUUGCUGGAUGGCACCAGAAGUUAUGGAGCAGGUCAGAGGAUACGAUUUCAAGGCAGACAUCUGGAGUUUUGGGAUCACUGCUAUCGAACUGGCUACGGGGGCAGCUCCUUACCAUAAAUACCCGCCGAUGAAGGUUUUAAUGCUGACGCUACAAAAUGAUCCUCCGUCUUUGGAAACUGGUGUGCAAGAUAAGGAGAUGCUGAAGAAGUAUGGGAAGUCAUUUAGGAAGAUGAUUUCAUCGUGCCUACAAAAAGACCCCGAGAAAAGACCGACAGCAGCAGAACUCCUAAGGCACAAAUUUUUCACGAAAGCAAAGAAUAAGGAAUUUUUGCAAGAGAAGAUGUUGCAGAGAGCACCAACAAUCACUGAACGAUCCAAAAAGGUCCGGAGAGUCCCAGGUUCCAGCGGACGUCUUCAUAAGACUGAAGAUGGUGGCUGGGAAUGGAGUGAUGAUGAACUAGAUGAAGAAAGUGAGGAAGGCAGAGCAGCAAUUUCACAGCUCAGGUCUCCCAGAGUGAAAGAGCCUGUACAGAAUUCCGAGCUCUUCCCAUCAGCUGAGCCUCCAGGUCCUUCACUCAAUGCUCCAGCACAGGCACCUACUCAACUACCUCAGGCUGCAGGACAAGUACCUGCACAACCUCAAACUGCUGUACCUCCACCUAGUCAGGCUCCUCCAGCAGCCCCAGCAGCAGCCCAGGCCCCACCUGCCCCUGCUGCUGCAGCUCCGGUACAGGAAGAUACGAAAGUCCCCAUCAGCCUUGUACUAAGGUUAAGGAAUUCAAAAAAAGAGCUCAACGAUAUUCGAUUUGAAUUUACCCCAGGGAGAGAUACUGCUGAUGGUGUGUCUCAAGAACUCAUUUCAGCAGGUCUUGUCGAUGGCAGAGAUCUGGUAAUAGUUGCAGCUAAUUUGCAGAAAAUUGUGGAAGAGCCCCAAGCAAACAGAUCCGUCACUUUCAAACUGGCAUCUGGUGUCGAAGGCUCAGAUAUUCCUGAUGAUGGCAAACUUAUAGGAUUUGCACAGCUCAGCAUCAGCUAAACCAUGGUCCCAGGAGACGUUUCCCAACCGAGAACCCACAUGUGCAUAUUCGUAAUGCUUCUGUUAGCCUAAAUAAAGAAAAAAAAAAACCACUACUGCCAAAGAAUUGAACUACAGCCCCUUCCUAGAAGCUUUAACAUUUUUCCUUAAUAGGAUCACAAACCUUCCUGAAAUUACCGAUGGCGUUUACACCUUUUGUAAACAACUCUCAUGUUUUUGUAUCUGUCAUCUCAAACAUGCAGAUCCAACACAUCAUUGCCUGCAUGUUCAUUUUAUUAUUGCCUUACUUUAAAGAAAAAUACUACUGAGUACGAAGCAGGGGGUUCCACUGCUCUGAUGAUCUUGCCUAAAUGUUUGCUUACAUGUGGUUUCAAUUUUUUUUUUCACUUGCUAUUUUUGCACAAGUUUUAAUACUGAACGGAUCAUUUUUUUUUCUGUUUGUUUUGUUCUUUACCUGCUUCUCCUCCUAUCUGAAACACCAAUGUACACGUUGUUUGGGUCACCUGGAGUGCUGAGAAAUCUGCUUCUCUUCAGCUGUGUGUUUUUUAAAAGUGCUGGUUUGAAUGCUUGCACCUGAGAAAGCAAGCCAAGUCUUAACCCGCGGGAGGGAGAGCUGCCUUCCCUUGUGUUUGUGUUUUUGAGAAGUUCCUUGACUUUGAGGUGUUAGAAGUCAGCUUCCCUUUGUAAACUGCCUUAAUUUUAUUUUAUUUUAUUUUUUUUUUUAACCAUUUUGGUUCUCUCCACAUGAGUGCCAGGCCUGGCAUGAGGGCUGAACCUUUUAAUUUACGUUAAGCAGUCCUUCCUCAAAACGUCUUCUCGUUCUGCAUCUUAGACGUAGUCUGUUCUUGAAGCAGAGCAAUGAGGCACUGCUGUCUGGAAAAACUGGUCUUUCAGAUGAUCCACAAACCCCUCGUGCUCAGAGGGAGAGCUCCGUGUCGCUCUGCGGCUGGAAAAGACGCGCUUUGGACUGUUCCCCAAACCCGCUCUGUUCUGCCUGGCUGCGCGAGUGUCCCCCCCUCCCCACCCCGAUUCCUGACGUGUUUCCCAGUCCUUUGCAAACUGGUACCCGUGGAACCACCCCUGUCGUGUUUUACAGCAAUAACCAGUUGCCAGUAGAGUGGUAGUACUGGGCAAGCGAGCGCCGGGCUGUGUCCCUCCUGCACUAACCGCUCGGGUCGCCGGCCUUCUCCUGGGCCCGAGCCUCCACGUUUGAUCAGGAUGUCACUGAAACCCUGUCACACACCUAUUUAGCUUUUCUUUCUCUAUGUGGUGUUGAAUUUGAGUUUCUACAUGAAUAAUAUAAAUUAUACUCGGAGUUUGAUAAGAGACACUUGUAAUGCAAUAUGUGAAUAAUAAAUGGUGUUGAUUUGUUUUUUUUUUUUUAUUUUGUUGUUUCCUACUGUUUCACAGUUGGCCUUUGUAACUGCUAUUGGCUCUGGAGUGUUUUCUACACAAAAAUUGUAAGCCUGUCGUUUAACACACAGAUGGAAACGUGUUUGGUUUCCAUCAGCCACAAACAAUGCAGAAACAGAGUGUUAAAGCGGAAUGACUGGGUUCAAUUACAACUUUUUUCUUUUCUUUCUGUUUUUUUUUUUUUUAAUUUCCAAGUCUUCAGAUGAACAAUCUGUAUUUAUAUAUUGUUCUCUAUGAGCAGCUGUGGAAGCUUCCUGAAUUGUGCAUGUUCUUUUUAUACCCCCCUUGUUGCUUUUAGCCUCUAGGUGGAUAUUGGGCAUGUCCCCAUGGGCUUUUUGCAGCCCUGUGGCCAGUGAGGAUGAAGCGGAGGGAGAGGAGGAAGGGUUUGGGAGAAAGAGCCACCCCUGGGUGCUGAGCAGAUGCUCUCAAGAGCCCAAGAAGUAGAUGCUCAAGCCCAGGGAGUCGGUGGUGGCUGAGUUUGGCCACAUACUUGUGGCACCUCCGGCUCUUUCUCCUGUUGUCUGACAUGAAGCACUCCCUGUGGCUUCCUCCAUCGAGCUUCUUGGCUCGAGAAGAGCAGGCUGGCAUCUGAAUUUUCCUGUCACCCUGUAGGUGGAUAGGGAUGUAUCGGAAACCCUGAGGACAGGGAGACAAGGUAGAUGUGGUACAGUAUUAUUUUCCCUCCUGCCUGCAUGCCGUGGGGACCCCCUUGUUCAUUUCUGUACUGGUGCUGAGAGAGGUAGGACUCGAAACUGCUCAAAUGGAACAAUGCAACAUCUCUAUUUAUUAAGUUAUUUCCCACCUUCCCAAAGCCAGGACUUAAAGAGCUUGAGCUCACACUAACCCAAGGCUCCUCAGUUCUUAAAUGGAGAAAAUAAGUAAGGAAGAAACUGAUGUUUUUUUUUUUUUCUGUAGAUCUCCAGAUGUUUUGGGCAGGGAUCCAAAAUACUUCCUUGGGCUAUUACAGUUCUAGACAACUGUCUUCUCUGAUGUUGUUCCAGUAAGUGCCAAUGCUGUUCAUAAUUGUUUUCCAGUGUCAUUAAGAAUUUGGUUUUUUGUGCAAAUUUCUGAUCUGAACCUGGAAGCAGGUGGUAAUUUUAAGUUAGUUCCUACUUUUAAGGACAAUGCUCUGUUAAUGAAAACGGAUCCUCUUCACAACUUUGGUGUAUUGUAGAUUAUAACGAAAGAUGUAAAAUAUUCAGGCUUUUUUUCCUUUUUUGGACUUUGUAUUUUACUGCAUGUCUCUAAUUUUUAAUCAAUAAAGAACAAAUUGUCCAUUGC